This is a messenger RNA of Peronospora farinosa, 2112 nucleotides long. The record is from the annotation of a GenBank genome assembly. Lineage: Eukaryota; Oomycota; Peronosporomycetes; Peronosporales; Peronosporaceae.
AUGAAGCUCGAAAGUGAAGUCUCGGGACUGCUAUGGUGGGACGAGGAAUUCACCGAGCCUCAAGUUUCCUUCCGUACCACCUUGUUCCCAGCAUUGUUAGGUGUUUGUGACACACAGUUGCUGUCUUCGGAGCUCUCGCAUGACGAAGUGCGUGUGGUGACUGAGUUUUGCAUCUCCCCCGAUGCCAACCAAACCGACAUCGUGACCAAAGAAGACUUCCGUCGAUUCCUUGCACGGUUUGGACCGCUCAAGUUCAGUUUGUCCAAGUUGGUAACGUGUUUCUGCGUGAACCGAGAGGUGGUGCCUUGGUUUCACGGAGAAAUAGGAAGAAAGGAGGCCGAAAGUGUCUUGACUACGAGAAAAUGUAGCGACGGCGCGUUUCUGGUGCGAUUUUCGGAGUCGCAUCCGACGAAGUUCACUCUCACGUACCUCAAAGUGCACUCGGUGGGAUCUCAAACACCUGGGCGACGCGAAGUAAAGAACUGUCUUUUGACGAAUUUGGGCGUGUCUGGAUAUGCAGUGACAGAAGCAAUGAGACGUCAUGCAGACACGAGUGUUCGACAGCGCACGUAUCCGUCAAUUAGGGCAUUUAUUCAGUCGAGCUCCGGCAGACUCAAAUACGGGGUCGCGUCGGAUUUCUCUGCGCAAUGUAAUCAGGAGCUAGCAGCAGUGCGAGCCCUGCAAGAUCAUCAGAGCGACUUUUAUGCGGCAUUCAGAAGUGAAUCGUUUGGAAAUCCAGUAUCUCGGAUAAACGCGGUAGCAAAGUCCUUUUCAGGGCCUGAGCCGUCGCAAUCAUCGUUUCAUAGCAUGCCGUUACAGAAUUCAAACGCUGGAAACACAAGCGAAGCAACUUCCAACAGCUAUGCAAGUUUCUCGCUAGACUCAGUCGCGCCGCCUAGUGUGCAUCGUGAAGAAAUCUUGGAACAAAGUGAUGCAGGACUCACCAUUCAGUACGAAGACAAGAAGCUCGCACGCAGACAGUGGAGCGAAGCAACUUCGGGUGACUACGGAAUUUUCACUUCAUUUGGACAGCCAGAGGAAGAAGCACACCCUGGCACCAACACCAAUGCCUUCUCCGGGGAUCAUGCUCAGCGCGAGCCUGCUGAUAGUAUUUCUGACGUGUACGCCUCCUUCGCGAGUGUGGCGUCAAUAUAUUCCCAAGACUCUGAACAAGCGGCAAUACGUGCUCAACAAGCCAUUUCUUUCUCAAAGCCUCCUAUGUCUACGACAUCGAUCACCCAGCCUAGUUUUAUAAACAACGGAGCGUACGGAUCAUUUGCGAGCAUUGCUGUGGCCAAGCCAACAACUUCCACUUCAGUCAAUGUUCCGAUGAGCGGGAAUCCAAACAUGGCAAGCCGCGAUUUGUCAGACACUGGUGACUACGGCAGCUGCCCAGCAAAUGCGCUCGAAGACAAGCACCCUCAGUGGGAACAAACACUAAGGCCCCCUUCCCUGUCUGUGGUCGUCAAAUCUGACUUUGACAUCCAGAAUGUUUCUCCAGACGCUGACAUUUACGAGAACUUGGCUUCGCUAUCACUUGCUCAAAACAACGCGCCACUGCAAGCAAAAACAUAUAUGCCGAAGCCCCGGUAUUCUCCAGCUCGCGCUACCCCGUUACCACCGUCAAACGCGGACGUGUGCGGAUCGUUGGACGUGGCAACAGCAAACUUAUACAUCAAGACGACUCCAACCACUUCGGCGUUGGAUGAGCUCAAUGUGGGUAUGAAAUUUUACAAGCAAAAGCGGUUGGAUGACGCACGUCUCCGAUUCAUGUUGGCACAAGAAAUGGCACGUGCAUCAGGAGACCAUGUCGUGGAAGCGCGUGCACUCGGCAAUUUGGGUACGGUGCAUUUGGACAAGAAAAAUCUGCACCAGGCUGUACGUUGUUACCAACAAUGUUUGGAUAUCACACGCGCAAUCGAAGAUACGAAGCGUGAACGCACUAUUCUCAAUAAUCUUGUUCUUGCACUAGUAGCUAGUGAGGACUUCGAACGUGCGCUUGCAUAUUGCCAAGUCCAGCUUGAGACAACCACAAAUGCCAUCAACCAGCGUAAAAUUAUCUCUCGCAUGAGUCUGCUUCGCGAGAAAAUGACUCGACAAGCCAAAGUGUAA